CCGCUCCAGGUGAGCCUCGCCCCGCAAGACUUUUCCGGUCUCGUGGGCAGAGGGACGACCAGGAACUCGGGCUCAGUCUCCACCCCGAAGUGGGGCGGGUCCGCCCGGGAUAAGACCCGGUGUUCGGCCCGGACGAGGGUGUGACCUCCGUGGCCGCCGAGGACGACCGCAGUUCCGUCUCGGCACGAACGGUAGUCUCCAUUUCUUUUAGAAGGAUUCAUGUUGGAGCAUUCUAUUUUUAUGGGGAAAAAAAAUUUAGUUGAAACCAAACAGUAAUGAAAAGAAUGAUAUUUGGAUAUGAUUUGAACUUCUGCUUGUGUGACUGAACUCUGAUCUUGACGCAGUGUCACAGUCAUGGCGGCCAAAGGAGGUACCAUCAAAGCUGCUUCAGGAUUCAAUGCUGCCGAAGAUGCCCAGACCCUGAGAAAGGCCAUGAAAGGGCUCGGCACCGAUGAAGACGCCAUUAUCAGUGUCCUCGCCUACCGCAACACAGCCCAGCGCCAGGAGAUCAGGACAGCCUACAAAACCACCAUCGGCAGGGACCUGAUAGAUGACUUGAAGUCGGAACUGAGUGGCAACUUCGAGCGUGUGAUUGUGGGGAUGAUGAUGCCCACUGUGCUGUACGACGUGCAGGAGCUGCGAAGGGCCAUGAAGGGAGCUGGCACCGACGAGGGCUGCCUGAUUGAGAUCCUGGCCUCUCGGACACCUGAGGAGAUCCGGCGCAUAAACCAGACCUACCAGCUGGAACACGGGCGGAGCCUGGAAGACGACAUUUGCUCUGACACGUCAUUCAUGUUCCAGCGAGUGCUGGUGUCUCUGUCUGCUGGUGGCAGGGAUGAAGGAAAUUUUCUGGAUGAUGCUCUCAUGAGACAGGAUGCCCAGGACUUGUAUGAGGCUGGAGAGAAGAAAUGGGGGACAGAUGAGGUGAAAUUCCUAACUGUUCUCUGUUCUCGGAAUCGAAAUCAUCUAUUGCAUGUGUUUGAUGAGUACAAAAGGAUAUCACAGAAGGAUAUUGAACAGAGUAUUAAAUCUGAAACAUCUGGUAGCUUUGAAGAUGCUCUGCUGGCCAUAGUAAAGUGCAUGAGGAACAAAUCUGCAUAUUUUGCUGAAAGGCUUUAUAAAUCUAUGAAGGGUUUGGGCACUGAUGAUGAUACCCUUAUCAGAGUGAUGGUUUCCCGGGCGGAGAUUGACAUGAUGGACAUCCGGGCAAACUUCAAGAGGCUCUACGGGAAGUCUCUGUACUCCUUCAUCAAGGGUGACACAUCUGGAGACUACAGGAAGGUCUUGCUCAUCCUCUGUGGAGGAGAUGAUUAAAAUAAAAUCCACGAAAGAUAAGAGAAUAACCAAAACUUUGAUUUUUUUUUUAAAACUUUUUUCUACAUUGCUAUUAGCAAUAUCUCAGAAUGCUUAUUUCCAAAUUAAAACGCCAACAGAUGCCUCCUAAGAUAUAGGCUGUAUUAUUAUUCAUCUAUAAUUACUCGUUAUGAUGCUUUAAAGCUGUACUUGCAUUUCAAAGCUUAUAAAACCUAAAAGGAGCUUUAAAAUUAGAAAUAAUAAUGUACUCCAUGUUUUUAACAGAUCACUUCAUUUGUGUUUCACAGAAACUGAAAUAUAUUAAAUUAUUUCAUGUUUUCUUUUUGGUGAAAAACUACUGAAGUGGAAGACUGGAAGACUGUUCUAAAAUCACUCUUCUUCCCUAAUUCUAUUUUUCGAGCGGCUAGUAAUUUCUUGAUUUGAAAUUGUGAGCAUCUAGUUAGUAAGAAUAUUUGUCCAAUUUGCUAUUUCACAUAGUCAUAGUUUGAAAGCAUCCACAAAUGUCCUUUGUUUAGGCUUUAUCAAUAUUGUUAGUUGAUCUUCACUAGGUUUGGUGUGAGAUACUUCUAUGUUAAGAUCACUUACUCUCUCCAGAUUCAAGUAUACCAAAAUCACCAAUUUAUCUGAACAAAUUAAAUUCUAACUGUGGCUAUACAAGUCAUAUAUGUCUGGUUACCAAACAUAAAUGCUGAACAUUCCACAAUAUUAUGGUUAAUGUCUUAAUCCAGCUUUAAGAUGAAUGGAAAAAAAUUAAGUGUCAAACUAGGUAUUCUGGUGAUGUUAUGAUCCUCUAAAUUUUACUUAAAGGAAAUUUUUUUGUGAUAAAAAUAAUUUUUUGUCAUUGGAUUUCGUUGAUUUGUAGUAAUUUAUAUUUGCACUGUGCCUUUCAACUCUGGAAUUAUUCCGAAGGUGUAUUUGGAUUUAGUUCAAAAGUUCAGUUUGUAUACAACAUGGAAAAAUAAUUUUAAUAAAAUGUGUCUUUAAAAUGAGA
This is a messenger RNA of Pteropus alecto (black flying fox), 2305 nucleotides long. It is a transcript of the gene ANXA4, whose product is annotated as annexin A4. NCBI's taxonomy places the organism in Eukaryota, Metazoa, Chordata, Mammalia, Chiroptera, Pteropodidae. Gene Ontology annotation, molecular function: calcium-dependent phospholipid binding; calcium ion binding. Gene Ontology annotation, cellular component: cytoplasm. The transcript has 14 exons. Bases 355 to 1314 code for a protein of 319 amino acids. The record is from RefSeq and is a predicted model, not a curated record.